CAAAACAAAUUAUCGACUGUAAACUCAAAAUUAACGAUUUAAAUUGUUAUUUGUUGACAAGAAACCAAAAUAAUGGAUGGGCUUUUAGACAGGGUGUCAGGAUUUCCUGCAGCAGGAAUCCCGUCAAAGAACACAAACAAAUCCAACAACUCUGCCGGAGUAUCUGCUUGCUUACUCCACGAGGUGAGCGAAGACGAAAAACACUUCUGCAAGACAGGUCCACUCGACUACAAGCUUCCUCCGCCAUCGACAAACAUAUACAGGGGCUUCAACACAGACGUGAAGGAAUGCCUACAGCCUGACAGUGACAAAUCCUUCUUCCAACUUCUCCGAAGAGAGUUCCAGGACACUGUGUAUGACUCUUAUUGGAAGCGACCUGUGGGUAAAACAGCUGACCCUACUCCAACACUUCCAGCCGGGAUGGAUCCUAAUGCUAUCUUCGGAAAAGUCACCCCUAAAGACAUCCCUGCUGGAGAGAUUGUGAACCCUAAAAAGUCCUACGUAGAAGUAAUGGAAGAAGCUAGAGUUGGUCACGAGAUGUACAAAAACACCCACAACGACUAUGAUCCAGGGGAACAGAUGGAUAGACAUUAUGGUAUGCCUUUCAAAAAAGACCUCGUCUGGGGAACCCCUACACCUUGCGACCCUCAAGGAAGAUGCAUGAAGAAAGUGAUGACGCUGGGUGCAAACGAUAAGAUAUUCGUGUCUAAAAUCUUAGCUGAUCAUAGGACAAGGAAUAGAAGUUUAGUUGGAAAAGUUUUAGCACCCAACAAUAACAUUGAGUGUGUUCCAAAGGGUCAUGCUUUUGGAAAGUUGAACAAAAGGGAACCUCUCGGAGCUGGAGAAUUGAUGAAAGAAUGUCCUCCGAGUCUUGACAAAGUUGAUCUUCACGAAGAACUCUGUCAUGUUAAUACUCUUCGUCAACAAACCAAAAAGCAUAAGCUUUCCCAUCGAGAUUUGAUAGACGCUUUCCAUAGCGUUGAUGUAAAAAAGACUGGAUACUUGUCAAAAGAAAAUGUAUAUCAAGUGCUUUCUAGAUUUGCAAUCAAACCUGACCGAACUCUCUUUGAAAGCUUGAUGUUACGGUUGAACGUUUUUUGCCCAAAUGGAAUGGUUGCUUACGAAAAACUAGCUGAUGUUCUUAAUGUAAACGGCGAGUUUCCCAACAUCCCUAAAAUUGAAGACGUACCUAAAGAAGUUUUAAACUUUGAAACAACCAAUCAAAUUGCUCACAAAUAUCAUUGUUCAGAUGAAAUUGACAGUAUUAAAGCGAUUCCGAGGGCUGGAAUUCCUCCAGUGACAAACGAAAGCAUAUCUGAGAUCAUAAGUCCGAAUGUUUUCAGCAGCUACGGUUUGACCCCAGAAGACUUUACUAUUUCAAGAUCAGCUGCAUAUUUGAGGACUCUCGUCAAUAGAAUAGGGUGUCGACUCGACAAGGACACUUUCUGUAAGAUUUGGGAAUCAGCUAAGGAUUCUAAAGGUUGCGUUUCGAUUCAAUUUUUCCUCAAUGCCCUUGAAAAAUUCAAAUAA
Messenger RNA from Macrosteles quadrilineatus (aster leafhopper), 1530 nucleotides. Its product is annotated as EF-hand domain-containing family member B-like. NCBI's taxonomy places the organism in Eukaryota, Metazoa, Arthropoda, Insecta, Hemiptera, Cicadellidae. The transcript has a single exon. The record is from RefSeq and is a predicted model, not a curated record. The coding region runs from base 73 to 1530 and encodes 485 amino acids. Gene Ontology annotation, molecular function: calcium ion binding.